This is a messenger RNA of Dermacentor andersoni, 735 nucleotides long. The record is from RefSeq and is a predicted model, not a curated record. Lineage: Eukaryota; Metazoa; Arthropoda; Arachnida; Ixodida; Ixodidae.
AUGUGCGGCGAGAGCGGCGCCGUCAACAGUGCAGUUAUUGAGCAGUACCGCAACGAAAAACUUCAGUCUUUGUUGCAGCAGUUCUCUGCAGACAACGUUUUCAACUGCGGCGAAACUGGUUUGUUCCUUAAGAUGUUGCUGGAAAGAACGCUCGCUUUUGCUGGUGACCCAUGCCAUGGUGGCAAGCACAGUAAAGAACGGCUGACCGUUUUUGUCGGCAGCAACAUGUCUGGCAGCGAGAAGCUUCCCUUGUUAGUAAUCAGGAAGUCAAAGAAUCUGAGGUGCUUUAAGGGGGGAGGGGCAACGCUGGCAGUGUUGUACGGAGCCAAUGGGAAGGCAUGGGUGACUCAGCAGUUCGAAAGUUACGUACGCAGGUUGGACAGGAAGUUUGAGCUUCAGAACAGACGUGUCGUGCUCUUCAUUGACAACUGCGCCGCUCAUGGUCACAUCAAGAAUUUGAAGGCUGUCCAGCUGGAAUUCAUGCCACCCAACACGACUGCAGUCCUCCAACCAAUGGACCAAGGCGUCGUCCGCAAUCUGAAACUUUUGUACCGUUCACGGGUACUAAACCGCAUGGUGCUGUGUGCGGAAAACGGCAAAGGCUACAACGUUGAUCUUCGGUCUGCUGUUGGAAUGCUUGCGGACGCAUGGAAGGCAAUGAGGCAAGACACGAUUCGCAACUGUUUUCGCCACACGGCGCUUCGUACUCGCCACAGAGGAAUCAGACUUGCCUGA